AUGACAGAGGCUAAACAGCCAGUAAUAUAUCGAGACUUUAAUUAUGAAAUCUUCUUUAAUGCCAAGCUUUCUAACUUUGGACUUGCCAAAGAUGGUCCAGAAGGAGAUAAGACUCAUGCAUCUACUCCUGGAUGGGAACUUAUGGUUAUGCAGCUCAAUUUUACAUCAAAUAGUGACGCCUUUGGCAUUGGGAUGGUUCUGCUUAAGAUGUUGACGGGCCGAAGAUCCAUGGACAAAAACCGACCAACUGGGGAGCAUAACCUGGUUGAAUGGGCUCGACCCUAUCUUGGAGAGGGAAGAAGGUUUUAUCGACUUAUGGAUCCCCGCCUUGAAGGACACUUUUCAAUAAAAGUUGCUCAGAAAGCAAUUCAAUUGGCAGAGCUUUGCCUUAGCCGUGAUCCAAAAGCCAGACCUCUGAUGAGUGAAGUUGUUGAAGCCCUAAAGCCUCUGCCAAAUCUCAAGGAUAUGGCUUAUACUUCUUCCCUAUUCCAAACCAUACAGUUAGAGCGCAUUGGAUCCUCUUCGAAAUCUAGAACUGGCAGUAGAGUGCAGGCAGGGUUGUUGUUAAGGGACGGACAACCUACCAGAAGCCUGUCCUCUCCGAAUGGUCCGCAUGUCUCUCCGUAUCAUAAUAAUCAUCUUCACCAAUCACCCAAACCUACUGUUGGCCAACCUUUACAUUGAGUAUUUGCCCACCCCGGCUCUUUACCAUUUCAUUACAUGUUUUCGUUCCGGGGAUUCAAGUAAUCCUUGGAAAAUGAACAUCGGCCAUGAGUUUGGAAGUUCAUGCUGAAUUGUUCUUUCUUAAUAGUGGGUAUUUACGGGAAUGUUCUCCAAAAUGAAGUUGAUCAAUUCGAUGAAACUCCUGUGCGAAACAAUGAAGAGCUUUUUGGAAUUAAUGAAAAUGGUUUCCUCUUCAUUUCACCUUUUAAUUGUCUUAAUUCUUUUUUCAGAUUAAUAUCCUACUGUUUGUUCAUCGCAUAACAUUCGCACCACCAGAUGCUUUCAUAUCCAGCAAUUGCGACAAGAAAUGAAUACUCCAUUACUUGCCUUCGGUAUAUGGUGAUAAUUUGCUAAUUAUUGCACCUAGAGCUAGUUGGUGCAUUACUAAGUUGAGCCUACUUCAAAUACCAAAACUUUAGAAUGUUCAAUGGAUUCUGUUGUCGCUUCAAUAUAAGGUAAACCUCUAUGAUGCUUUUCUCCAGACAACCGUGAUAAUAAAGCAAAAGUUGUAGGGUAAGAGUUUUGUUUGGGAUUUAAGAAAUGAAAAUUUUAUCCAUUUGAAAGCAAUUUCUUGCGCUCAUUAAGGGAAAGGUGGAAACUGGAAAGCAACUAUGAAGUUGCAUUCUAAGGCCCGAGUGGUCUCCGGUAUGUCUCCUCAAAAUGUUUUGAAUGGUUGUUGUGACAUGACCAAAGCUAAAAAUUCUCCAUCACCCGGGAGUUCAGAAGGAGCUGGUGCUCUUGAUUUUUCAACAAAGCAAAAUCAGCAUACCCUCCUGUAAUCUGCACAAAAUGAGGUUUCUUUCUAUCCUCUUCCAGAGGGAAAAUAGUUUUUAGCUUUUGGAGCAUCCAUGGUGGGGUGUCCCACAUUGUCUUCUGUUGCUGGAAAUUUUCAAAUUAUAAGUUAUGUUUUAGUUGAAUUUUGGAGAACAUAGGAUUCAACAGUUAAAUAUGUGAAGUGAAAUAGUAGAAGU
Molecule: messenger RNA, 1694 nt
Organism: Durio zibethinus
Lineage: Eukaryota; Viridiplantae; Streptophyta; Magnoliopsida; Malvales; Malvaceae
Source: RefSeq, a predicted model, not a curated record